This is a messenger RNA of Otolemur garnettii (small-eared galago), 1679 nucleotides long. It is a transcript of the gene CPPED1, whose product is annotated as calcineurin like phosphoesterase domain containing 1. Bases 153 to 803 code for a protein of 216 amino acids. The record is from RefSeq and is a predicted model, not a curated record. Gene Ontology annotation, molecular function: hydrolase activity. The transcript is spliced from 3 exons. NCBI's taxonomy places the organism in Eukaryota, Metazoa, Chordata, Mammalia, Primates, Galagidae.
CAGUUUCGUGUUUUGGAAUUUUUCAUAGACCAUCAACAAGCCUCCUUGUUACAAGCGUCAUUGUGAAGGGCUGUCCGUGGUCUUCAUUAGGAAAGCAGCAUCCGUUACCGUGUUGCUCUUCAUAUGACGGACAUUUGGGUUCUCACUCAGGGAUGCCAUGGCGGAAGGAGCAGACCAAGGACCUGCAGCAGAUACUCAGGAAAGUUGACAAGGAGAUCCCCCUGGUUCUGGUCAGUGGUAACCACGACGUGGGCAACGUCCCCACUGCCGAGACCAUCGAGGAGUUCUGCCAGACUUGGGGAGACGACUAUUUCAGCUUCUGGGUUGGAGGCGUCCUGUUCCUCGUCCUCAACUCCCAGUUACUGUACGACGCCUCCAGGUGCCCUGCUCUGAAGCAGGCCCAGGACCAGUGGCUGGACCAGCAGCUGAGACUCGCGGAGCAGAGACACUGCCAGCACGCCGUCAUCUUCCAGCACAUUCCACUGUUCCUGUGCAGCAUCGAAGAAGACGAUGACUACUUCAACCUCACCAAGUCCAUUCGGAAGGAGAUGGCGGACAAGCUCAUCAAAGCAGGUAUCAGAGCCGUGUUCUCAGGCCACUACCACAGGAACGCCGGGGGUACCUACCAGGACCUGGACAUGGUGGUGUCAUCAGCCAUCGGGUGCCAGCUGGGCAGAGACGCCCAUGGGCUCCGCGUUGUGGUGGUCACUGCUGAGAAGAUAAUUCACAGGUACUACAGUCUAGAUGAGCUGAGUGAGAAAGGAAUAGAAGACGAUCUGAUGGAUUUGUUGAAGAAAAAGUGAUUCUUUAUGAUCUGUUCACUUUUCACUUCCACUGUUCUUUAUUUUGCCACAAAUAGCUGCAUACAACCCCUUGUGAAAUAUAAAAGCAGACCAGGCAAGCUGGUGAAUUAAUGUCCUUUUAUACAAAUCCGACAGCUAGGUCCUAUCUUGAAUUAUAUUCAAAAUAGAACUGCACUCUGGAAAUAAUUUUUUUUAAUGAUACUGUGUAUUGAACUGUCUCUGCACAGGUGUUUGAAUAAAUUCUCCUAAUGGUGUGUUUCUCAACUCUGCAUUUGAAUUGCAUUGUUUUCUGGUAGAAUAUGAUCAGUGUCUCCCCAUGGACCUCAAUUCCAACCUCAAAUCCAAGUGUGAGCUUUGAUAAUUCCUUGAACAACCUGUAUCUGAUUGUACUAAAUUGUGGUCAUGAUUCCAAAGAUGCUAAGCAAAGCACAGGUCAUCUCCUUCCUCUCUAACAAAACAAACGGCCGUCUCUCCCAUUCCCAGACCCGUGCAGACUUGUUUUAACAAGGAGGCCAGGAGCCAACGUUUGCUAUUAAAUUCUGAGACUUCUAUUGUUGCUGAUGACAGGAACACAGGACAGUUGAUACAAGUCAGGUCUGGAAAAUGCCUUCCUGGUGCCUGGAAGAGUCAUCUUUACACAAUAAAUUGGUCAUUUAUGAAAAUCUCAUCCGAGAGACCGAAACCAACACCCUAAAAUGCUGCCCAUAGUGCCUCUUGGAAGCGUAUUUUGAGUUGGUUCACAUUUACAUUCUGGCGCCAUGGCAACUCCACAGAUGGGUGGCUUUGUGGGAUGGGAAUGCCCUCCAAAUACAAGACGCUUAACUGUGUCUAUGGUGACAGAAAGAGUGGGAAUUUAUGCAGAGUUCUCAAAAGAAA